AUGCCAGGAUACCAUUUGACCAACGCAGACAAAGAAGGACUUGGGAGUAAAUACCUCUGUAACUCGUGCAAGCUACUUUUGCGAGAUGCGGUUCAGACCAAAUGUGGGCAUUUUUAUUGUCAAAGUUGCUUGGAAAAUCUUUGCAAAAAGAAUGGGUCUUUGAACAUGACCUGUUUACAAGAUCAGACUGUUAUUCUUCCUAGUGAGGUAUUUCCGGAUAACUUCAUGCGGCGUGAAGUACAAGCACUAGUUGUCAACUGCACUUUUAUGGAAGAUGGGUGUAAAUGGAAAGGAGAAGUGAGACAUCUAGAGGGCCACUUGAGUAGCUGUGAAUUUCUUAAAAUUCCCUGUGUACAUCCUGAGUGUGGGAAAUUAGUGAAGAAAGCUAACCUUACUGAACAUUUGAAGAGUGAGUGCAAAUGCAGACUGGAAACCUGCAGAUACUGCAAAAAGCAAGUAAAGCUUAAUGGGAUGAAGUCUCACCAGGAGCAGGAAUGCCCAGCAUUUCCAGUGAAGUGUCCAAAAUGCAACAGGGAAGGCAUUUCGAAAGCUCAGUUGUUACAACAUCAAGAUCCAGUUAUGGGAGACUGUGACGGCGUUCAAGGGCCUUGUCCAUUCUCACAGAUUGGUUGCCCUAACAUUGAGGCUCUCACCCAAGCGCAAAAGAAAGAGCACCUGGAGCAAAAGAAUACUUAUCAUACCAACUUGAUUCUGCGUUAUGCCUUGCAAUUUGGCAGAGAUGUAGAAGCCCUUUUGAUUCGAGAUCCUAGAAUAAUGUCCAGAGAUCCGAAUAUAUUUCCAAAUUUCGAGAGUGCGAUUGCAGAUAUAGUUGCUCAAGUUCAAACUCAGGCAACUGAGAACAGGAAUCUGAUCCAAAAACUUCAACAACAGAGUGAGAGAAUCACCAUGUUGGAGAGGAAAGUGGCUUCAGGAAAUUUUUCAGGUGCUACACCUUCUGCCCAAAUCCCUGGUGAGUCCAGUGGCGGAGCGCAAAACCCUGAGAUAACACGAAGGGUUACUAACGUUGAAAACAAGACCGCCGACCACGAAGUUCUUCUAGUCGAGAACAAUCGCACAAUGGAGGAAGUAAGACGUGAUGUGGGUAACAUGAGAAGGCAACUUGACACCACCCAGGAGAGUACUAGAAGGCAUGACCGAAGGAUUGAAUCUAUUGAGCACACGCUGGCUCUCAGGAACGUAACCCUGGCCGAUUUGGAGGAAUACGUAAAACAGCAAGAGUUCUCAAGCUACGAUGGCCAGCUGUUGUGGAGGAUUUCUGAUUAUGCCCGUAAACGAAAUGACGCAGUGACUGGACAGCAAGUCUCCUUCUACAGCCCGUGUUUCUUCACUAGUCGCUACGGUUACAAAAUGUGCGCUCGCAUUUAUCUGAACGGGGAUGGAAUGGGCAGAGGGACGCACAUCUCCAUCUUCUUUGUGGUUAUGCGCGGUCAGUAUGACGCUCUUCUCCGCUGGCCAUUCAGACAGAAGGUCACCUUCAUGUUGCUAGAUCAGGAUAACGUGGAACACGUGAUUGACGCGUUCAGACCUGAUCCGAACAGCUCAUCCUUCCAGAGGCCGAGAAGAGAAACUAACAUCGCCAGUGGAUGUCCAAUGUUCUGUUCGCUUGCUGAGCUGAAUAAUCACGCAUAUGUCCGGGACGACGCCAUGUUCCUGAAAAUAAUUGUGGAUACUUCUGAUCUGUAA
This is a messenger RNA of Pocillopora verrucosa, 1704 nucleotides long. The record is from RefSeq and is a predicted model, not a curated record. Lineage: Eukaryota; Metazoa; Cnidaria; Anthozoa; Scleractinia; Pocilloporidae.